CUCCUCGCUCACACCUGCGCCAGAUGUCAACAAACGCCGCAUCUGCUGGAGGCGCCGCCGCCGCCCGCCGCCCCCGCUGCGUCCUCGCUGGGGAAGGAAGGGCGGCUCGUAGGCACAGGACCGAAGGAGAGAUAGGGCAAAGGCAGCGAAUUGGAGUCGGCAGCCCCACUCGGAAAAAAAAAUCGCAUAUUUAGCAGAUGCGGACAUUGUUUCAAAACAAAGCCGCUGAGGACGUCGUCGGCAGCAGGCAGUAUGCAAAUAAAUACUGAUGAAGUUACCUGGAAUAGCCUCUUGUGGAAUCUGCAAUGGAACUCCCACUUCAGAUCCUGCAUGACACACUCAUAAAGAAGAAAACAUCAUGUACUGCACUCCACUGGAUGGGAGAGGAUGCUGGGAAUCUGUAUACAGUAGGAACAAAUCAUGUGGAAAAAAUCCAUCUCCCAUCUGGGAAUUCCUCGAAAGUGUCCAAGCUGAGCAGCAUCUUGAAGGAGGUUGUGGCUAUAAAUAACAACUAUAAUGGGUCAAAUAUAUAUGGGAUAUUGUCCUCUGGAGAUCUCUUUUUCUGGGACCUGCAUGACAGUAGCUUGAAACAUGCAUCAGGAAUUCCCGAGCUUGUCACACACCUUCCCAGUGCAGAUGCAGAGCACCACAGUAAAGGAAAUGAAGGACGUCUGCACGCUAUUUACACAGCUUUCAGACAUUUUCAACAGCAAGGUACAGAAACAAGUAAAGAAGAAAAUGAUGAGGUCCAGUCCCAUUUUAAGCCAAAGAUCUUUGCUUCUAAUGACUGUUCUACUGUUAUUGUUGUUUUGGGAGCAGUGCAGGUUUACAUCUGGGAAAAAGAGGGAAUGUCUAAGACAAGAGAGAAAGAUGUCCUCCUGUGUGGGAAUUGGUCUGUUGUUGCCUGCCCCAGCAGUACCCCAAUGCCCAGUUUGCAGUCACAUGAAACACAGAUUUCGGUUUGCUUUUCGUCUGAGGAGCCUUUCAGAAAAUCAUGUCAUGUCACAUUCAGCUUCCUCGAUGGAGCCACCUUCCUUGCCACAACCCUCACCCUGCAGUGGGGAAGAGCCUCAACACCAAGCACCCCAGCCAAAGUUAGUGUCGCCCUUUGGAACACCUUCUCAGUGGCUCUCAGGAAAAUGGGAAUGGAGGAGGAGAUUUUUCAAAGAGAGGGGCUAUUAGUUUCCAGAUAUGCACACAACCAGAGCUUAAUGUGCACAGCUGUUAAUUCAUCACAAUUUCCAAUUUCAAAGCUGGUGUAUCUCCAUCCUCUUUGUAAUACAUCAUUGGUGGUUCCUGUAGGAAAAGUCAAGGGACAUUUAAAUUCUGCAACAAGAUCACACUGGGUGAGUGACCUUGCCUGGUCAAGAGACAACACAUAUCUUGCUGGCUGCUUAAGGUCAGGCUGCAUCUUCCUGGCAACACGGAUGGGGUCUCUGCUAACAAUCUCCUGCCCAGAGCUCCCAGUGCAGCUCCAUCCCUCGGAGUUUCUGCCAGUGCAUCCUAGCGCCACACCCAGCCAGGAUCAGGAGAGCAGUGGUAGUGUGGAGGCUGAAGAACUUCCCAACUUGCGCUUCCACGUUUCUUUUCACCCCAAAAAAGACCAGCUUCUUUUGUUGUCAUCUGUCCGAGCUUCAGUAAUGGUGCUACCAGAUAAUGGCAAAAGAGAUGCAGAUGUUGUAGAUAAGCUGUUGGUGUCUGCCAAUCAUGCACUUUACAUACUCGGCAAUUCAGCUCUCACGCAUGACUAUGCCUACAUUCACUGCAGCACUUGGAGACUGGCAAGAUCUGUUGCUGACUUAACCCAAAAUGAAUCUGAACUGGCAAAUCCUAGCAAAUAUGAGGUAAAAUUAUUGGAAGCUGAAAAUAUGCUGUUCAGAGAAAAAGAAAUGCAAGAGACAGUGCCUUACACAGAAGGGGAGCAGUUGAUCAGGAGUGUUGUGGAUCCUCUGCUUGCUGCCUGGACCAUCACACUGACUCACAGAAAGCCUCAGUUGCAAGAAUGGCAAGAAAGAGCAAGGAAUGUUGCUGGCCUCGUGGUUAAACUAGUCAGGAAUCUGAUGCAAGCUUCAGCCAAUGAUGAUCAGAGCGAACACCAGGCUCAGAUCCUUCAGAUGUUGCAGUUAUUUCAUGGCUUUAUCAGAGUGCUUGAACUGUGGCCCAGCUCUCUCCACAUGCUGAAACCAUCCUUGUGGUUGACACACCACCUCUUGCAUACAUUACUCAGGUGUGAAAAGCAUGCUGGGGAAGGCAGCAUGGUAGACACUCUUCUCAUACUGUCACAAACCCUUUUGUCUGUUGAGGACACACUCUCUCAGGCAUAUACAUUUAAACCCAUUAUAGCUAAUACCAAAGACUCUCUUUAUGGUGUUUUAGAGCCAGCAGCUGAUGUCGAAGUGACAAACAUGAAAGCUGUCACAGCCUGUAAUGAUGACAAGAGGUCAGGUAAAGGUUCCUCACUGGCCAUAUUUCGAAUGAGAAACCUUUGGCUUUGUAUGCACAUGAGUGCAAGGAAAUUGUAUCUUAGAAUACAGGAACAAAAGUACAAUGAGAAGAUCUACCGGAAGGCAGUUCUCAUUUUGAGCAUAGUUCAGAGUGGUUUAGCUAAGUACAAUUACAGUUUCCACUCUAAAAAGAGUGGUUAUAGUGGUGGCCAUAAAUUAUACUUGAAUGGGAUAAUCUGCAAUGCUAUUGAAGAAUGGAAGACAGACAUUAUAGCAACAGUUUUUCGGAAAGGAAGUAAGAAGAAUGUGAGUAAAAGACUUCAUUCCAUUCUCUAUGCCUUGUUGUUAAAUCACAGUUUUUCAAGCAUUUCAUCCUUCUUAUUGUGGAUUCUUGGCAUUCUGAAAAGCCAGUGCUUCACAAUAUAUCAGACACAGCCUAGUCAUAAAGCUCACAAAUUAUCAUCUACCCCUAAACCAAAGAAAAAGCAAGAUAAAUAUUUACCAAAGAUGAAUGACCUUGAUAUAUCAGAAAUGGUUACAAAUGACAGUAAAAGAGAAAGCAUGUUGAUGCAGGAGACCCUCACACAAACACAUGAUAGUCAAAAGGAGGAAAAAGAUCUGAAAACUAUGGCUGGCUCAAACUGGAGAAAUGAUAGAGGAAACCAUGUUGAAAAUGCUGGAGACAUGGAUUCAGAAAAUUCACACAUGUAUGAACAGUCAAAAGUCUGUCACAAGAGUCAGAUAGAAUUUAUUUUGGCUGUCCGUAAAUUGAUUGGCAGUUUGGGUAGGGUCAUGAUGGCAGCAGUUCUGCAGCAAGAUGUCAGCAUUCCUUCACCAAUCAGUCCUCAUAUAGUGCGUGCCAGCUGGAUGUGUGUGGAGGAGCCCGUAGGUAAAGGGGCAGGUGAAGUGAUUACAUGGGAAGAAACAAAAAGAGCCAUUCAAGAAUCCCAGUGGUCAUCGCGAACAGCAGCUCAGGCUCUGGCAAUAGCUGGCUAUUGGGCAGAUGUAACAGUGCUUGCUCAGGAACUAGGGGACACAAGGACUGCCCUGGUGGCCAGCCUCAUGGACACAUCUCUUGCCAGAAGAAAAAACAAGGAGGUGAUGUGUUUGCCAGAGCCCCUGCAUCCUGCCUCUCUCAUGAAGUCCUGCAUCCUGACAGCUGGGCCCCAGCAAGAGAUCCAACCAGCUGUGUUCAGCAGUUUUAGUGAACUCUUCCAGUUAGCAGCAAUAACGAAUGUAGAGAUUUUGCCAGAUGUAAUGCAGCACUGUCUGGCUAGGAUUAGGGAAGCAGUGAAUUCUAUGGAUUUCAAAGUCCAGUCAGAUGUGUAUCUUCCAGCCCCUCCUGUGUUCUGUCCUCAGUUCCUGCUGGACGAGGCUCCCGGAGAGCAGCAGCAAGCAAGCUCAGAUGAACAUGCUCUGAGGUGGGGAAUAGCUGGAUGGGUGCAGCUCUUUUCUUCUGUGGUGAGUGCAUCAGGCAUCGCUCAGCCCUUGCUGCGUGAGAUCUGUGCACACGAGCCAAAUGCAGAGAGUGAAGUUCCACCCUAUCAAGAUCUUCUGAGCCUGACAGACAUGUUGGGUCCAGCUGAGUGCUGUGUGGAAGCUGCAGAUGCCUCUGGAUGGCCAAGCCUCUCUCAGUCAUGGCUUGAAUUUCUAAGAUGGCUUUGGAUGCUCCAAGUACGAGACAAGUUGUGGCUCUGCCUGCGCAGCUAUUCUAAAGAGUCCUUUGUGAAGAGCAAGAAAAGGAGUGUUCGUGAAAAGGAAGUAGUAGAAAUUCUUUUUUGGUGUGAGAAGCUGUACAAAUUAAGUGAGUCCAGUUCAUGGAAGGAAGACAUUGUUGCCACAGGUCUGACAGCAGCAGGGAGUGUGUUGCCUUCCCCAUCAGUGGCACAGGCCUUGGCCAGGCUCAUUUUACAUCCUUCUAAAUUACCUUCUUUGUUAAAGGAUAGAGCAAGCAGACUCUUUGACCUCUGGAAGAAGACAGAGAUCAGUGUGGUAGAUUUAACUGAAAAAGGAAGGAAAACAAAGAAGAAGUUAUUUACAGAUGAGAGAACAUCCACUCUCUAUACCCUGUUUGAAAAUGCAUGUUCAGAAGCUCUGUCUAAAAGUGGGGAUUUUGGUGUGCAGGAUUCAGUCAGUCCACAGGAUAAUUUGACAAUCCUCCUUGAGUCCCCAAAUGAUGAGUUCAUGAAAAUGUUGUCCCUCUAUGCCAACAUGACCUUCAGAAAAGAUGCUGAAAAUUUUCCUCAGCACAUCACCCAAAUCCCAAAAUUCCCAGAAUUUGGAGAACUUAUAAAGAAGAGAGAACUCCAAGCUGUGAAUCUUAGGAAAUUCUCAGCUGGGAGAGAAUUUAUUGAAGGAAAUCAGAAUUGCACAGUUUUUAAAGCUCUGGAUGAAGUAACAACAGGGGAUUUUAAGGAGAGAAAGGGAUUCUUUCGAAAUUUAUGUAUGUGGCAGAAAGAUACAGGCUCAAGCCUAAUGCUAAAAGCAAAGACAGACACACAAGACUUGUUUCAGACUUGCACUCCUCUACUAGACCAAAGCAAAGCAACCUGGAGCCGCUAUGAUUCUUUCUCUAGAAAGUCAAUGGGAAGUGCAUCCCCUCAGAAAGUACAUAGGAGAUCUCAUUCAAGGCAGAACAGAUCACAAAGAAGUAGACACAAUUCAUUAUCUUUGCAUAAGAAGAGACAGAAUGUUUCUUCAAUCAAGAGGAGUCAUUCAGUAAGUACUCUUGAAAGAAAAGAUAGAAAUACCAAUAGUUCUGGAUUCUGCCAAGAGUUUUUAACCAAAGAAGUUCCUCUAAAUCUUUUUUUGAUGCUCAAUAAUCACUUGCUCCUUAAUAUUCAGCAUAAGGGAUUUCAUGACACCAUUUGUUUAAUGCAGUGGAUACUGAGCAGGGAAAGGAAGUUCUGUCUUUCAAGUGCAGUUCCAAAGAAUGGAGAAGACUCAGUCUUCAAGAAAGUUGAUCUUAGUCUACAUGACAUCAUACUUGCAUUUUCUUGGGAUUUUAUUUCAGAAAAUAAAUCACUUCCAGUUACAUCCCAAAACUCCAUGACGAAGAAACGUGGGAAAAUGAAAACAAAGAAGUCAGCACUAGUUGGUGAACUGUCUGCUGUUAAAUCAAACAUACUGCCUGCACAAACUUUAGCUGAAAAUUUGCAUGAGGAUCAUGUAGUGAAUUCAGAGAAAAAGGCUGAAAAUAAGAGAAAAAAUUCUAAAGUGCUUCCAACAUCAGCCACAGAGGAAAAUGAAAUAAGCAAAGAAGAAAGAGAUGUGAUAGAUGCAGGAGGUUUAAGUAUAGACAUUGCUGAAAAAGUGGAGGAGGAAACUCAAGGCAUUAAAGUUAACAGAGCAACUGAGGGAGACAAUCUUAGUAAAGAUAACGAGACAGAACUGAUAAUGAAUGAGGCAGAAAUGACUAGAAGGGAGGAAGAGGAGAAGGAUAUACCAGAUGACAAUCAGGAAGUAGCGAGUGUCCAGGAUGAUAACUCUGCAUUGCAUACUAUAGUCAGUCCAUCUUUUGGUGCUACUGCUGAACCAGGGAAAAGUAAAGAUAAUAAACUUGAGAACAGUGAAAGAAUGGAUUCAUCAAAGGAUAUACAUUUAAACAGUGAAGUACAAAAUAACAAAUCAGAUUUAGUUCAUAAAGAAGACCUUAAAGCAGAUAAUUUAACAAAGCCAAAUUUUUCAGUCUCGUGUUUAGCAGACCGUAACUUUGUGGAUGCUUCAACACAAUAUUCAGUCCCUCUUUCUGAUAAUUCAUGGAAACCUUUUAGACCAAAAUCUAGAAUGUCCAAAAAGCCACCAGCUCCUAGAUUAGUAAUUGAGGCUAAAGGACAGGGGGCUCAGAUAAAGCAACAGGAAUCCUCCACUGCAGCUGUACACAAGAAGAAGAGCCUCACACCAGUCGAGACUCCUUCUGAGGUUUUGGAUACCCCUUUUUAUGGUCCCCCAAAGAUUCUGCGAAUGAACACUCAUCAAGACAGUAGAGUGCUAAGCUUAUCUGAUCUUGAUAGUGAUGAUGAUGGGGGUAAUACUUGUCUUUCUAAUUCCAUUGCUCUCCCAAAUGACAAUACUCUGGAUGAUGUCACUCUUCCAGAAUCCCUCCAUGUUUCAGAGUUGGAGGAAGACGGCCAGUAUGUAUCCAGUUGUGAAAAGGAGAAUGAAGUGGAAAAGUUUAGAAGCCAUGUAACAAAAAAUGAAAGCAGGAAGAUGAACACAACUGUAACAAUUAAUCGUCCAGCUAAAUUAAAUCUAGAUCAUUCUAAACGCCUAGAUACCAGGGCAGUCCCUAUUCAUGUCAAUCCUAUCCAUACAGAGGUUACAAGCGGCAAGCAGAAUGUUACUAGGAAAGAUGUCAGUAUUGUUCCAAAGCAAAAAGGUAUUGAUGGCCAGGCCUUUAAGCUACUGACACUACCAGUGUCACUUCCCACUGAAUUCAGUGAGCCAGCCACAGAAAGAUAUCAGCCAUUGACACUAAAGAAAAUACCAUAUCAGUUUCUUCAAAACAAAUAUUUGCCAGAAAGCAAGAAACUUGUAACAAAAACAAGUGAACAUAAGUCAGAAGAUGCUGGUAGUCAUAUGAAGAGAACAAAGAUGUUGAAGUUUAAGAAGGAACCUCCAAGCAAUAUGUUUAAAGAGCAAAUGACUUUAUUAGCUGUGCCUACUUAUACCCCAUGUCAGAAAUCUGCUCAAGAGAAGUCCCUGAAACUUUUGGACCCACAACAAGUUUUCACAUUUGCAGACAGAAAUGUGAAGAAAGAAAAGCUUGCAAAGUUCAAGGUAAUUCAAAAUAAAAAUUCAGUAGAAAAGCCCGAAAUAAGUAAAGGAAUUAAAGUUAAAAGCUUUGGUUUUCUAGAUCCACAUGCUGGAAGCAACAUAGAAGUGACUAAUGACACACAUAAUGAAAUGAACAAAGAAAAGGGCAAUGUAACCAGUGAUAAUAAAGCUUUGAAUGGGAAAGUAUCAGAGUCUCCUGCCAGCUGUGAACCAGAGAAGCCUAAGCUUUUAAAAGUUAACCAAGAGUAUGGGAUGAAACAGGAUGCCAUGCUUCACUUUCCUGCAACACAGAGAGUGGAUAAAGCAUGCCAGCACAUUACCCCUCAGCCAGUUGUAAACAGUAUAGAAACUCAAACUGUAGACAAUUCACAAAAUGUUAAAGUUGAUAUCACAAGGGAUACAGCCCUAUUAUCAUGUAGGGAUACUGAACAGACUAUAAGAAAAAAAUUCAGUCAUGCAGAGAUUAAUGAGAAGAUUGGGACUACAGGGACAGUUGAUAAUCAGGAAAAGAGGGAUGUUAACAUACUUCCACAAGAAAGCAAUAAAAGCAUUUCUAGAACCAGUUUUCUUCAGAAUAGGUCAGAUGAAGUUGCCACAUUACUAGAAGUUGAUCAUCAAAAUGAGGUCAGUAAAAAUUAUAGCCAAACCUCAGCAAAACAGAAUCAGGAAGAAAUAGCUCCUGUAGAAACAAGGCCACAGAAGGAUGCAGUAAUUGGAGUGAAGGAUUCUGACCUAGAAACGAAGCCAACAGAAAUUCCCUGCCCGGUAGCAAGCUGCGGAAAGAAUAUGCAAACUCAGACAGACCAUGCUGUAGCAAUGACACUUCAGCAGACGGAUGGUUACUGUGUGCCACCUCUGGUACCUCCCCCUGCUUCACCCCCUUCAUACUCUCCAGUGCCCCCACCAGCAGCACCUCCAGGAAAGCCUAGCCAGAUGGCACUCUCACUCAACCCAACACUCUUAGAUGUGGAUAGGGCCAGUCUUCAGCAAAGCAGUAAAGAUCUAUCCAGUGUGCUGACACAAGUUGAUAUUCCCCGUGAAAUUGUGCAGGGUCAUUUGGAUGCAAUGGGAGAUAAACUCAAUGAAACCAUCUAUGGCGAGGACUUAGAUAAGAUUGACAAGUCAGUGGCUGAAAGGGAUAUAGAAGUAAAAAGGGAAAUCAGAGAUAACAGACCGUUAAAUGAAGUAAGAAUAUCAGAUUCCCAAAGUCAUGGGAGUAACUUCCAAAGAUGGUUUGAAGACAAUGUUGAUGAUGCUCAGGUUGAAAGGUCCAAAUCACAUUGUGAAGGGACCUCUGAUGCUUCAUAUAGAGAAAGAGAAAUUUCAAAGACUAAAGCUAGACCAGAUAGCAUAUUAAAAAAGCCAAUUGAUUUUAUCCAAGAAAGAAAUUUGGAGUCUCCAUUACAAGAAAACAGAACUAUUCAUAAGUGUGAACAGAAAGAACCAGAAGUUCAUGUACCAUAUGAAGACAAAUUGCAGGCUGUGUUAGGCUCAAGAAAGGAAGAGAUGACAAUGAAUGAUCUUGUGGAAGCUUUCUCCGAAGGAAAGAUAACCUUUGAGGAAAUGUGUAAAUUUAGUACAGGGGCAGUCAAGGAAGACAAUACUCAAGAAGGGAGUAUGUCAGAAAAAGAAGAUCCCAUGAUGACCAUCCAGGCCUUAGAAAGAGAAGCAGAAGAAGCAGUGAAAGGACUUCAUGAAUCAAGACAAUUCAUAUCUAAGAUCAGCUCAUUAGUGCAAGUGGCAGGGGAAUUGGAGAGCCAGAGACAGCAGACAUAUUCAGGUAGUGGUGCUAAGAAGGCAUCAGAGGCUAUCCAGAUGGGUGUUCCUAGUAUGUCUGGAGAAUCCCCAAGAAGUAAAAAUCAUGAAUGGCAAACUACAAAGUCAUUGUUCCUAAAAACUGGCAAAAGUGACAUACUAUUAAAGUAUAUAGAAGAUAUGCAACCAAAUGAUUUGAGAUUUGAAGUUAUAGAUGAUAUAAUGAAGUAUGUAGGGCUUGAGGAAGGACUUCAUACAGAACCUACUUCCAAUACUUCUCAGCCCCUCUGUGAGACCUACACCGUAAAUGACACACAAUUCAGCCUUUUGCAAUCCAAUGCAGUUAGUUCAUUUCCCAGAAGAGACAUCAAUAGCCAGUGCUCUAAUGUAGCUGGUAUCAGCUUUGCCAGCCAACAGUCACUGAAGAGCUCACCUGUGCUGCAUCUUGAUCUCACUAGUCUCAGAUCUGACUCCAGUAAUGAUUAUCACAACUUGCCACAACAUAGUGAUAAGAAACCAAGUUCUCCAGCAUUAACCCGUGAAACUGAAGUUCGUGAGAAACGUGAAAGCAUCAGAAGAUGGAUGAGGGAGCAGCGGAAGAAGAGGCUGGCCCAAGCCCAGUCCACUCAGAAUGCUAACAUGCUUUCAAAGAAUCCAGCAAAAAGAGCUACAAGUUUUAUGAAUGGUACAUUGACCAGUAGGCAACUUCGUGAGCGUAGCAGAGAAAGAGAGGAAAAGCAAGCACAGCUAAGAGAAAAGUUUCAGAGGAAACGGGAGGAAGAAGUAGAGAAACUUUUGAAAGACCAUGAGGAAGAAUUGUCAACACACAGAGCUCUAAUUGAAGAAAGGAGAUGCAGCUCUGAGAGCAGGAUUGUGACCAAGACCACUCAACAUAAUGACAGUAAACCUAAGAGGGUUUCUGACCUGUUGCAGGGUAGCAGCUCACUAUUGAAUGCCAGUCCACUGCCUAAAAAAAAUGCAGAGUUGACUGUCAAAGGCAGCUCACCUUUACACAGAGGGAAACUGAACAUUAAUAACAUCUCUAAGCAUAGCAGGAGAGUAUCAAGUGCUCAUGACAAGAGUUUCAGAUCAAACUCCACUUUAGAAAAUGAUAGGAAGAUACAGGAAGAGAUCACCCAUCUAGAAAAGUGUAUGAGAUCAUCAAGGAAGUCAAGAAUGGCCCCAGGAUACUCAAGUUGGUCCACCAACAGAGAUGAAAUGCCUUCUUUUGAAGGGAGAUUUCAUUAUGACCAACCAGAUGAAGAUCAGAAGAAAAUGAAAAGUAAAAAGGUAAAGAGUAGUCAUAUAUUAGACAAUACCAGAAAUGAUAUAUUGAUGAAAAAUAACAAUGUAAGUUCUGAAAAGCACUUACAAAGAAAUGAAAGCUUUUCACUACCCUUGGACCGUAUAUCAGAGGUAGACUCCUCUUCACAAAGUUGCACUUUAAAUAAUGUAGAGCAGUCACCCAAUGGGGAAGAUACAAGUGGAGAAAUUUCUUGGAAUGUUCCUGAUGAAAUCAAAAUGUUGCUUUAUAAAUGAUAAACUGUUGUGUUCUUUUAUAUAUCUGUUGUAACAAAUGUCAUGUACCUGAAAAAAAUAUUUAUUUAACCGAGCAUACAAAUCUUGUACAUAUUAUUUGAAAUAAUAAA
Messenger RNA from Penaeus indicus, 10624 nucleotides. RefSeq lists its product as uncharacterized. The record is from RefSeq and is a predicted model, not a curated record. Lineage: Eukaryota; Metazoa; Arthropoda; Malacostraca; Decapoda; Penaeidae. The transcript is spliced from 22 exons. Bases 306 to 10514 code for a protein of 3402 amino acids.